Molecule: messenger RNA, 1451 nt
Organism: Cucurbita pepo subsp. pepo (vegetable marrow)
Lineage: Eukaryota; Viridiplantae; Streptophyta; Magnoliopsida; Cucurbitales; Cucurbitaceae
Gene: ACBP3
Product: acyl-CoA-binding domain 3
Biological process (GO): fatty acid metabolic process
Molecular function (GO): fatty-acyl-CoA binding
Source: RefSeq, a predicted model, not a curated record
GUUUCGGCAAUGGUUACAAAGUGGCGUCAGUAAACAGCAGCGGCCUGAUCGUCGCUCCCGGUUGGUGAAAGGGCUCAAUUACAACGCCCUGCUUUUGAAACGAUCGAUAGCAUCAUGGGCCCGAUGCUGGUGCGGACUCGAAUAUACUUUGCUCUGUCCCUCCAUAAUUCCCUUCCUUUUCUCCUAUCUCUUAUCUCGAUCUUCAUUACUUUCUAUCUGUCUAAUCUCUUUCCCACGAUCGCUGCUGAUUCCGCCGUUCGUCUACCGGAUUCCUCCAUCUCUGUGUUGAGCUAUGGAGCUUUUUCUUGAACUUGUGCUAACCGUUAGUCUUCCUCUUCUUAUUUCCUUUAUUGUCAGUAAGUUUCUUUCCAGGGAUUCAGCCGGUGAAGAAUUGUCUCCGUUUGGAUUUGACUUCGGGUUUGGAUCGCGAAUCCAUAAUCUGAAAAGUGAUAAACCUAGCGUCGUUGUUGAGGAUUUUGUCGGUGGCGAUGAGAUAAGUAAAUGCGAAUCGAAACAGGGGAAUUCCACCGGAAUCUUUGAAUCGAGAGGUGAAGCUGGGAGUAAAUGCGAUGAUGCGGUGACCGACUCUGUGAGGGUUGUGGAAGGAGAAGAGAGCGAUUCCGAUAAUGGUGGCGGAGACGUUGCGGAGAAGAUGAUCGGUGAAAGUGCUGAUAGGGCCAGUGGUGAAGAAAGAACCUAUCGGGAUGAGGAGAACGUUCGCGACGGCGUUGAAGUCGAGGAGUUUGAGAGUGAUCGGAGCAAGAAAUCCGGUGGAGUAAACAAGGAAGGAUCGGCGGAGGUGAUUUCCGUCGAGGAUGACGAUUGGGUGGGAAUUGAUAGAACUGAAUUGGAGAAGGAAUUUGAAGCCGUAGUGAAGUUUGUGAAGAUUCAUGAUACCGAGGAUCCUAAUUUUGGCGAUGAAUUGAAGAUGAGGCUGAGCGGACUUCACAAGAUUGCUAUGGAGGGCUCUUGUAGAGAACCACCGCCAUUGGCUUUGAAGAUCUCAGCUCGAUCCAAAUGGAACGCUUGGAAGCAGCUGGGGAACAUGACCCCUGAGGUGGCUAUGGAGAGGUAUAUCAACCUUGUUUCUGAAAACAUUCCUGGCUGGACGUCCAAAGCUCCUCCUCUGCAGGAAAUCUGAACAAGUAAAGCCUUGUUUCAACUGCAAGGGGAUGAAAACUCGGUGAUGAGGAAGCCCUGUGGUGUCAAAACUCAGUUUGUAUAGGCGUCCUAUGCUUUGGCUUUGUCUGGUUCUUGCUUGGCCAUUUACCCCAUUUCAUAUGGUUUGCAUUUUAGAGAACCUAUAACAUAGUUUAAUUUUUUCCAUGACAAUCCUAACGUUCUUGUAAAUAGCAAUUUGAAGUUAUUUUUCCGAGGGUAUGAAGUUGUAGAUUCAAAACAUAAAAGCUUGGAUUGAUAUGUGAUAAUAAAUUGGAUAAUUUGAUAUUUUA